AUGUUUCUAACCAGUUCAAAGUUCAAAUUUAUCGAUAUUAAGAAUUUCCUCGCACCAGGCCUGAGUUAUGAAAAAUGGUGCAAAUCGUUGGAGUGCAAUGUCAAAAAAUUAGUGUUUCCAUACGAGUGGUUAACAAGCUACGAAAAGUUGGACCAUGUGGGCCCAGUCGAUCAUGAGGCGUUUUAUAGCACUCUCAGUGGUAAAAACACACUAUCAAUUGAAGAUUACCAGGCUUUCCGGGAUGAGUUUUUUAAAAGAGAAUGCGUGACGAUGCUGCAUUGGUUAGCCGAAUACAAUAUGGCGGACGUAAUACCAUUUAUCGAGGCCGUCGACAAGACCCACAAUAUAUACUACGAGGGUGAGAUUGACAUUUUGAAGGAUGCCGUGAGCAUUCCGGGUGUGUCGAUGCGCUACGUUGUAAACAAAUCAUUGCGGUUGAACCAUGAUAUAAAUCUUUAUGCCCCAGGGGAUCCCUGUAAGCAUAAAUGUGAGGCUUGUUGCACCAAAGCUCGAUGCGAGGAUUGUAAACAGGUUCAAAAAGAUCGUACAUAUUGUACAGAGAACGAGGCGUAUGAGCUCCUGCAAACAGGCAUGGUGGGUGGUCCCGCGAUAGUAUUUUGCAGAUACCACGAGAGGGAUGUUACAGGUAUUAGAUCGCAUAUUUAUAACGAACCGAAAAAAUGUAGGACCAUCCUGGGGUAUGACGCCAAUAUGCUCUACCCUAGCACCUUGAUGCAGGACUUCCCUUGUGGGAAGGAGAAGCUUAUCAGGAUUGCUGAACCAACAGAAGGCUUGGAUUCUAUGGCGCGAGACAUUAUCGAUGGAUCACUCUUCGGUUUUUGCCAGGUUGAUAUUGAAGUCCCAGCUAAGCUGUACGAAAAAUUCAGUGAAAUGUCACAACUAUUUGUGGUCAGGGAGAUCCCCGACAAUCAAAUCCCUCAGCAUAUGCAUGAUUAUUUGACCAAGACGGGCGAAAACUGGUAUCUUAAUCAUGGGUUGAAGAUUACGGCUUGCUAUCAAAUACUCAAGUACUCAAGGGGUAAACCAUUUGCAUGGUUCCCGGAGGAAAUCGCGAAUGCGCGUCGCCAAGCAGAUAAAGACCCCAACAAGCGCAUUGCUGGUGAUACUGCAAAAUUGAAAGGGAACUCGUUCUACGGGAAGAUGAUAGAGGAUUUGGCGAGACAUAACAAUACCACAUUUACGAAGGAUGAAAAGGUAGUAGAUGCUGCAAUGAGAAGCCCCUACUUGGAGGAUUUGGAAGAGAUUGGAGACGCAUAUGAAUUAAGGCGGCUUAAACAAGGCAUUUCCAUUAACAGGGCGUACCAAUGCGGGAUAUAUGUAUAUCAAUCGGCUAAAUUGCGGAUGCUAGAAUUUUACUAUAAUUUUCUCGACAAGUACUUAGAACGACGAGAUUUCGAGUAUAUUUACAUGGACACAGCGUAUUUUGCCAUAUCUGGAGAGAACCUACGUACGAUGAGGAUGUGGCUCAUUGGCGCGUUACCGAUAAGCAUUCUAGUCGCACCGGAGGUUUGUUCAAAGAAGAAUUUUAUCGGAUUCAGAAUGAUAGCGCUGACAGGCAAGUGCUAUUUCGUCGAAGGUAAAUACGGCACGAAAUUUUCAUGUAAAGGAAUGUCCAAAAGGCAGAACGAAGUGACAUGGUUGAAAUAUACGGAGCAUUAA
Hydractinia symbiolongicarpus is the source of this 1680-nucleotide messenger RNA. RefSeq lists its product as uncharacterized. The record is from RefSeq and is a predicted model, not a curated record. The coding region runs from base 1 to 1680 and encodes 559 amino acids. NCBI's taxonomy places the organism in Eukaryota, Metazoa, Cnidaria, Hydrozoa, Anthoathecata, Hydractiniidae. The transcript is spliced from 2 exons.